Molecule: messenger RNA, 1568 nt
Organism: Durusdinium trenchii
Lineage: Eukaryota; Dinophyceae; Suessiales; Symbiodiniaceae
Source: the annotation of a GenBank genome assembly
CAGUUCUCGAAGCACAUGGAUCCUCACAUGGCUACAAACAAAAUGCCUGCCCAUUGACAACUUGAUCUUGCAUGCCGCCAGUGGCAUUUCUUCACCAGAAGGAUGACCAGGCCGCGAGAUUGCAGGCCACACAAGACCGUCAGUCUUUGUGGCACCUGCGAUGCAAGUUGGAGCAAUGCAGACGCGAGGCCAACCUCAUGUCACGCGCGGUGGACAAGCAGUGCAAGGAUGUCAUGCGUUUGGAGGGGCAGGUCGAGCACGAAGCACAGUCUGCAGUGCAGCUGGAAGCAAAGACAGCGGCCCUACUGGCCAGUAGCCCGGAUGCAGAGCUCCGUUUUCAGAGCGAAGGAGAGAUCGAACUGAUCCAAGAGGAAAAACGCGGAUUGCUCGGAGAGAUCCGCUUCCGCCGCACCAUGAAGCAGGAGCGGCACAAGAAGUUGUUGCAGCUUGAAGAAGCAGCAGAAGACUGGGCUGACGCAGCAGCUGUACCGGUGGACCUUGUUUUGGCCUUGGGACGUGCGCGCUUCGGGGUGGAGGAAGCUCUUCUCAAGCUCACGCGCAACAAUGAGAUGAUGGCACAUGCUUCGGAGGAGCAUGAUGCUUUGCUCCUAUCUUUGCAUACAGCUCGGCAAGAGCGCCGCGUGCGAGUGGCACAGCUGGCCACCGCUGAAUCCGCCCUCUUAGCCUCGCGCGCAGAGCUCGGCAGCGAGCGCGCAGAGGCUGCGCUGGAGAGCCGAAGCACCGCCAUGCUGGAGGCCGAGGCCAACGACUUCCAGGCUGAGAUGACUUUGGAGCGCUCAGAAGAAGAGCAAUGUUGUGUUGCAAUGUCGAGGCUCCAGGAUACAGAGAGUCAAGUCAUGGAAGAGAUGUACACAGAAGAAUGGCUUGCGAGAAGUGCCGUGGAAGCGAAACAACGCAUUUCAAGGCACAUUUCACAGCUCGAUCUCGCUUUGAGGGCUGCCCGGGGUCGACGUUUGCAAGAAGAGUCCUUGGACGCUUCCUUGCAGGCUGCCAGCUUGCAUGAACUUCAUAGCCGAGUGAAUGAGCUCCACAGCGAAGCCAACUCCGUCAAGGCAUCUCAACUUGAGCUGCAGAGCGCAGACCGGAGCUCUAAUUUGCUAGGUGAGAGGAGCAGGCUGAUGAUGGGUGUUGAAUGUGCAAGAGCGCAUCAAUUGGUGGAGUUGUACACCCAGACCUGGGAUGAAUGUGAGGCUUUACGCAGCUGCAUCCGACAGGAGAGCAAAGAAACAGAGGCAGCCAAAGCCCGUGCUCAAGAUGCGCUCCUGGAGAGUGAGGCAGCGGACACCGAGCUUCUGAAAGCGCGCGCCAGGUGCGAGGAUGUUGUUGCUCGCCUCAAAAAUGGGCAAGCGAUGGUUGCAGUCAAAGGGCAGCAACUUCAAGAGCAGGUGACAGAGCGAAGCGCAAAGCAGGACGCCCUGAGUCACCGAAUCGCCCAAGGCCAUGAGCGCUUUCAGCAGCUGAGGGAAGCCGAAGAAGAGCUGCAACGGGAGUUGCUGGCACUUCGCCGUCGAAAUGCCAAUCUGCGAAGUCUAAUGCCUGCUGGCUAA